Hibiscus syriacus is the source of this 903-nucleotide messenger RNA. Its product is annotated as putative B3 domain-containing protein Os03g0621600. The transcript is spliced from 3 exons. Gene Ontology annotation, molecular function: DNA binding. Bases 1 to 903 code for a protein of 300 amino acids. NCBI's taxonomy places the organism in Eukaryota, Viridiplantae, Streptophyta, Magnoliopsida, Malvales, Malvaceae. The record is from RefSeq and is a predicted model, not a curated record.
AUGGCGAGAAGGACAAGUUUUUUCAAGAUUUUAAUCUUCGACUUCCUUACACGGCUGAGGAUCCCACCAGCUUUUUUAAAGAACCUGGAGGAGAAUCUCCUUGAGAAAUUGCCUCAAGAGUCGGAACUUGAAACAUGUGAUGGGAGAGCUUGGCAUGUUGAUGUUGAAAAGAUUGAUGAUAAUUUAUGUUUCAACAAUGGUUGGAAGCAAUUCGUGCAACAAAACUCUCUAGAGAAGGGAGACCUCAUAGUUUUCAGCUACCAUGGCAAUUUCAGAUUCAAACUCGAAAUUUAUGGGAGAAAUUGCUGCAGAAAAAGGGUAGAAACGUUGAGAAAGAAUGAGAGGAAAACAACAGCAGCCAAACCAGUCCCUGCAUAUCGACCGAGACCGAUCCGAAAUGUUCGGAGAAAGAAUCUUGGAAACUUGAGUCAUGUGCAGAGAAGAGGUGAAGGGAGAUCCAAAGUGUUUAAUGAGUGUUCAGGUGGGAAAAAUGUUGAGUAUAUAGAAAUAUCUGAUAGUGAUGAUGAGGAAAGCUUGUUUGGUCAAAGGGAAAAUAUGAAGGAAAGCAGUGGACUUGAAAUUGCCCAAAAUUACAGCUCCAAAUAUCCAUCCUUCAAAGUUACCAUGCCACAUUCUUACGUGAACAGAUAUUCUGUGAAUGUGCCGAGAAAAUUCAUGAGGGACAAUGACUUGAAACGAACAGCGAUGACAAUAAAACUCGAGGUUUCAGAUAAAACAUGGCUUGUGAAUAUGUCCAAUCAUCGACGAUUUGCUAGAUUUUGCUUCGGCUGGGCCGAUUUUGCCAAGGAUAAUCGGCUGCAAGAACAGGACGUUUGCCUGUUUGAAUUGAUCGAUCGUAAUGAUGCACGUUUUCGAGUUACUAUCCUCCCGAACAUCGCCUGA